Messenger RNA from Rasamsonia emersonii CBS 393.64, 963 nucleotides. RefSeq names its product Pre-RNA splicing factor Srp2. NCBI's taxonomy places the organism in Eukaryota, Fungi, Ascomycota, Eurotiomycetes, Eurotiales, Trichocomaceae. The coding region runs from base 1 to 963 and encodes 320 amino acids. Gene Ontology annotation, cellular component: cytoplasm; ribonucleoprotein complex; nucleus. The transcript is spliced from 6 exons. Gene Ontology annotation, molecular function: mRNA binding. The record is from RefSeq and is a predicted model, not a curated record.
AUGGACUUCUUUUGGCAAUCGCACAUCUUUUCCUGGGUCGAUAUCGAAGAGCAUUUUAGCAGCCAUGGCUCGGGUAAGAUCACGGAGAUCAAGCUGAUGAAUGGCUUUGGCUUCAUCGAGUAUGAAGAUGCCAUGGAUGCAAGGGAUGUUGUGCCAGAUGGUAGUGACUUCAAGGGUGAACGUCUCACUGUGCAGUUUGCCCGUGGCCCACGUCACAAGGAUACCUUUCAUGGCUCGGACCGUAGUGUUCCUCGACCCCGUCGUACAAUAUAUCGCAUGCAGGUCUCCGGUCUUCCUUCUGAGACCAGUUGGCAGGGAAUCAUCUGGAAUCCAUUCGCAUUGGGAAUCUACAUCAACUCACGCAUCUGUUUUACCCAGGAUCUGAAAGAUUUUGCACGUCAGUCUGGUGUUGACGUAGUCUACUCUGAGACUAGCCGUGAGCGUGAUGGAAGAGGCUUCGUCGAGUUUGAGUCUUCCAGUGAUCUCAAAGUAGCGGUCGACAAGCUUGAUGGUCGCGAGUUCAAAGGUUCUAGAGUGACAUGCACUCCCGAUAUACAACCUGCCGAGGAGCGCAUUCCGUACCGAGACCCUUAUCGCUCCCGAUCACCCCCUCGUCGUGGAUAUCCUCCUCUGGACGACUACGACAGACGUGGCCCUCCACCACCACCUCCCCCCCGUGGUUACAGCCCCCGCUCUCACUAUCGCGAACGUUCUCCGCCCCCUCUUCGUCGUGAUUAUUAUGAUCGUGAUGGUUAUGGACGUCGCACACCGCCACGCCCUCGCAUUGAUGACUAUCCUCCACCACGCCGUCCCUAUGAUGACCCUUAUGACACCCGUCCACCACCACCGCCGCCACCACCUCGCCACUACGAUGACCCCUACAUGGCGGGGAGACCGUAUGGUCGUCCUCGCACUCCUCCUCGGGGUGAUUACGGUGGUUAUGAUCGCCGCCCCUACUGGUAG